CCUUCACGCCCCGCUCGCCCGGGGAGCGGGUGGCGGCCGGGGGCCUCCCUCUGGCACCGACUGCCUUCAAGGCUCCCUCUCCACAGCCGCCAGGAGCUUUUAUUAAUCACCUCCCCGGCGGCCUCACGGUCGUGGGCUCCGGCGGAGAGCAGUUGCCGGCUUUACCGCGGAGGAGACGCUAUCGAGAGCUGCUCGCUCUUGUCGCCUCGUGCCGCGUCCCGUCUGACUGACUGACUGACUGACCGACCGACCGACCGACCGACCGACUGACUGACUGCCGCCAUGUCCAACUAUAUCCACGUCCCGCCCGGCUCCCCGGAGGUGCCCAAGCUGGACAUCACUGUCAGCGAGCGGGAGGGGCCCGGCUACCGUCAGGGCGCCCUGCAGCUCCUGCGUCGCCUGCGGCCCCAUUGGAGACCCGAGGAGGUGACGCUGCAGCUGUUCACCGAUGGAAUCACCAAUAAAUUAAUUGGCUGCUAUGUGGGUGACAUAACAGAUGAUGUCGUUCUAGUUAGGAUCUACGGAAAUAAGACCGAGCUCUUAGUAGAUCGAGAUGAGGAAGUGAAGAGUUUCCGUGUAUUGCAGGCCCACGGCUGUGCACCUCAACUAUACUGUACUUUCAAUAAUGGUCUGUGCUACGAGUUCAUGCAGGGAGAAGCACUGGAUCCAGAGCAUGUAUGCAAUCCAGAUAUUUUCAGACUCAUUGCCAGACAGCUUGCUAAAAUCCAUACUAUUCAUGCACACAAUGGAUGGAUCCCUAAAUCUAAUCUGUGGCUGAAGAUGGGGAAAUACUUCUCUCUCAUACCCACGGAAUUUGCAGAUGAGGAAGUAAAUAAAAGGUUUUUAAGUGACAUUCCAAGUCCUCAAGUUCUUCAGGAAGAGAUGGCCUGGAUGAAGGAAAGACUGUCAAAUUUAGGAUCACCAGUGGUACUCUGUCACAAUGACCUGUUGUGUAAGAAUAUUAUUUACAACAAGAAACGAGGUGACGUGCAGUUCAUAGACUAUGAGUACUCUGGAUACAACUACCUAGCUUAUGACAUUGGAAAUCACUUCAAUGAAUUUGCAGGAGUAAAUGAGGUAGAUUACAGCCUUUAUCCUAACAGAAAAUUACAGGAACAAUGGCUGAGGUCUUACCUCGAAGCCUACAAAGAAUAUAAAGGAUUUGGCACAGAAGUCAGUGAAAAAGAAGUUGAAAUUCUAUAUGUCCAAGUCAAUCAGUUUGCACUGGCUUCCCACUUCUUUUGGGGGUUGUGGGCUCUAAUUCAAGCCAAAUAUUCCACCAUUGACUUUGAUUUUCUAGGGUAUGCAAUUGUUCGGUUUAACCAGUAUUUCAAAAUGAAGCUGGAGGUCAUGACAUUAACUCUUCCUGAGUAAUGAAGAGGAAGAAAUUUACCAAGUGGAUAGACAACCCUUGAAUCUUUUCUGAGAACAGAUACUGGAAAAAAGCUAAACAUUUGUUGAAGUUCUGUAAUGCUCACUUGGUGGUUCUUGCUUUAUAAAUAAUGCCUCUAAACAGUCCUUCAAUGUUAAAUUUAAUAUGAAGAGCAUACCUACUGCUGUUGAUAUAAAACGGAUUAGAAACUUGCUAAAUCUAUAAAAAGUUGUAGAAAUGGCAAUUUAAUCCUUCUCUGUAAUUUAACAUAUGUUGUAUGUGAAUUAUUUAUUAUAAGUUUAACAUGAUUCCAUUGCUGCUUUCAUCAGUUUUUGUAAAAGUUGGGUGCAGACAGUGAAGUUGUUCCAAAGGAUUUGUUUAACAGCUUAUUUUAUUGAAGUUGCGUUAACUUAUAUUAAAGACAACAUAGUCAGAGAAUACUAACCUUUUAGAGGUAUACAAACAAAAUGAGUGAUAAUAGACUUGUGAGAUCACCAGUGUGCUGUAACUAGGGAAAAAAGGUUAGGAUGAUCCAUAUUUUUCCCCUCUUUUUAAAAAAAAGAAAAACGUAGCUUUCCAUAUGAUGGUACUUUUCUCUUGUAUGAGAAUCAACCAGCUUGCUGAAAUGAUAAAUAAAAUGUUGAUUUUUCUUUCUUGAUUCAUUAAGCUGUAGAAAUGUGAAAGUUCUAUGUCCAUCAGAUUCUUUGACAAUAUGUACCAUCAUAGUGUUAGAUGGACAAUGUACCAUCUCUAACUUCUGAGGGAAAGCUGCUUGUUUAUUAAGUGUACUUUUAAAGCAAAAGACCACUAUUCCAAAUCUGUAUUCCUUUUGGAAACUUGAUUCUAAAUUUGAACACUAUUUAGGUGUCUGUAUUUGAUGUGCUUCAGCAGUAUCUAGUGGAAUGGACUAUUGAACUGCAGAUUAGUGAACAGAGAUCCUGUUGCACUGGGGAGCAAGACACUUAGGUUUACAGUUUGUGUAUUGUUGACAUCUUUCUGCUUUGUCAUCUUCUAACCUUAGAUUCUAGUCUUAAAUGCUUGGUCCUAUAGUUGCAGAUUCUGGUAUGUCUGGGUUUUUUUUAUUCUGUGGCAGCAAAUUACUUUGAAAAGCCUCCAGUUUGAAGGAUAAUAUUGAAAAGUAUAUGACUUGAACAAUGGGGCUUUGAUCAUCACACACAUUUUCUUAUUUCUUGAAGCUAUUAUACCAAGAAUGGUCUGGAUUACAAAAUGUGAAUUGAAAAGAAAAUGUUUACUUAAAAAAAGUUUGCGUGGAAAAGAGGCUUUAAAUCUGGAAAGGGGGGGUGGAAGGGGGGAGGCGGUGGGAGGGGAAGAAACCCACACCAGAAAAGUAAAACCCAACAAUGCAGUGUGGAGUUGGGCAUGCACGUACUCAACUCUGACUAUACUCUGAAAAACUUUGCACUUUGGUCACAUAAGUGCCCACAUGUACAAAGUCUGUGUGCAUAUACAUGUGCAAACACAAACUUACCCGAAGAGUAAAUAUUAUGGGGAGUCUGUUGUACAGACUGCAGCAAAGAUAUUUAUUCAAAAUUGCUUUAUGGCACACUGCUCUGUGUGUGUGUAUGCGUGUAUAUAUAUGCACACGUAUAUACACAUAUGUGCUUUACAAAGGCUUGGAUUGAUUCAGGACAAAGGAAAUUGAUGCGAAUGAAAAAUUUUCACCUUGAAAGACCAUUUUGAAUGGCAUUCUGUUAUUUUACAAAAGCAAGGUUUGGGAUUUUUUCCUCUUAAUUUUUUUAUAUUCAUCACUGGGCAUUUCCAAUGUCUUUUUUUUAAUUUCCUUCAGUCAAAACCUUAAAUCCUAAUACAAAUAGGAGAACUGGGAUUUUUUUUGUAACUUGAAAUUAGUUAACCAUUUUUGUUAGCAUGUUAGCUGGAGGCUACUAUACUGGACAGACUUUCUUGGUAAUUAAAUAGAAAGACAUAGCUAAAAUAGACAUUUAUAUUUUCCUUUGUAGCAGUUAUCAAGGAUGUUGCUAGAGCUCAUGAAAGCACUGAAGACUUUAAUUUUCUGUACUUUCUCCCUGUUGACAUUAUUGACAUAUGUUGAAUAACACCCCGCUGUCUUGGUAGUCCCUUUAAGUUCAGCAAGAUCUGCUUGGAAGCAAGAUUGAUAAAGACUUUUGAACUCUUAUUACUAUUUUUCAGUGAUGGCUUUAUUUUUGGCAGUGUUGCUUUGUAUUUGUGAAAUAUUUGAAAAAGGCUGUGAAGUUCAUGUGGUCUUGGGAAAUCAACACUUGACAACUCCUAGCUUUCCCACCAGUUGGCAAAACACAUUCCCUGUUCAGGUACCAGUACUAUUUAGGUUUGGAGUUAGUGUAAAUUUUUUCUCAGUAGUAUUUUUGUUUGUACAGCUCGAGUAGCAAUAACUGUAGGAGUGGAAGCUUGCUUCUGCAGAACCAAAGCUCUUCAUGAGUGUAGCUCAAUCUCAUUCUUGUGGAGUAAAGUUCCACCGAAUAUCCCGUAAAAGCACUUUGAAGCAGAUAGUAAAUACUGCAAGCUUUUCCUGAGCCACUUGGAAGAAGCACAAGGAUUGUUGCAGGUUACAGCGGUUGACUUUGCAGUACUGGUAGAGGCUUUCAUUUUGCAUGUUGAAAUUCAUUUUACACACUUAAAUGCUGCUUUGCAUCAGCCUUCUUUAAAGACAAGUGCAGAUUAAAACAAUUCCUGACAAGUUCUGAGGAAAUACUGUAAAACAUUUUCCAAAAUGAAAUGCCAGUUACCUUGAGCCUUGUUCAACAUCUGUUUGAGCCAGUAGCACUCGGAUAUUCUCACUUGCUAGGGAGUAUCUACAGAUGUGUUAAGUUUGAAGCAGUAGUUUGCAGUAGCGUUGCAGAUUAUAAGGUAGCUUGAAACUGUGAAUACAGGACAUUCUGAAUGUAAGUUAGGUACUAGAGCACCAAACUAGAGAAUGUGUACUUGUUUCAAUUAAUUUAUCUCAGUCUCUUUAAUAGCAAUGUUAAGAUGUUUGAAGGAGGACAAAACAUGACUGAGCUCUAGAAACAUCCUGUAGUAGUUUUGACUGUGACUUGCCAAGAAGAUACUCUGUUGCCUUUAUGUUAAGCUAAGGGCAUGAAUGCCCAAAUUAAUAAUUCUUACUGUAGUUAAACCUAUAUUGUAAAUAUAAAGAGGAUUAUUAGUGACGGCAUUCUUGCAUAAAUAGCAUCAAGUCAAUAGACCAUAGUGGCCUGGUUGCUUUUGUAAAGCAGAAUAGUGUGAAUUUUUUUCUUCUCAUUUCUGCAGUCAGAUCUGGCUAAUCCACGCCUAAUUUCUUGGGUCACCUAAGCAUUAAAGAUUUCUUAAUGAUAACUAGUCUCUUGUCACAUCAUUUUAAAUUCCUUCAUUAUACUUCUUGAUUUGCAUUUUAAAAGGACUUACCAAAUUUGCAUUAACCAGGUCUGACUGUAUAUGUAUAUACAACAGUGUAAAUAACCAUUUGUAAAUUAGUGUGAAUUGUACUGUAUCUUGCAUUUAUGGACUUGUGUAUUGCAUUGUAUUCUCUCCUAUUUUGUAGAAAUUUUGAUGUAAAGAAGAAAUCUAACUCUGUGUGUGGACUUUUUUGUUAAAUUGACCUGUAACAGAGCAUAAUAGGUUUAUGUCAAGGUAUAUCCAGAGCAUAAUAGGUUUAUGUCACGGUAUAUCCAUUCAUAGCCUUGGGCAUCCAGUGUCUUUUUCCCCCAUUAGCUUUUUUGACAUCUUGCUCUUGGGAAUGAUUCUGGGAAUAAAGGAAUUUAUACAGUACUAAGAUGAGAAAAUCUAUUCUAAUAAUAGGGCAAACUGUGUCAGAAGUACAUGUAGUACCUGUGGUAUAGGAAAGCUGUUAAAAUUGUCUACUCAAACUUUCAAAAAUUUCCUAUACAUUCUAGAAUGCUGGAGACUUCUAAACAUAAGCAUGUUGAAUUCAAGUACUCUUAAAGUGUGCACUCCCAUGGUGACAGCAAUUGAGUAGUUGUGAUGGAAGUCCCCCACUUAAAUGUUUUUGGUGGAUAUAGCCUUAUAAUAGGAUUAGUUGCUAACUUGUAAAUGCUUAUAAUAAAUGCCCAAAUCACUUUCCUCAACACUAGAACUAUUGGUAGCCCCUUUAUAGACUAUUUGAAACUUACCUGAGGUAUUUUCCCUGUGUGCCGUUCCCUCCCCCUCCUCCCUCUACUCACAACCUUAUUACAUGAGUAUAAAAGCUUCCUUUCCAUAUGUAAUCAUCACUGUUUCCUUUUCAACUAAAAUUGUGUUCUCUCUUGUCAAUAUGUGACUUCUCAACAGAAUUCUUUGUGUAGGAAGUUCCUUUUUGAAGAGGCCUUUAAUCUUUGAAGCGUAGAUGUAACGAAGGAUAGUUUUCCCCAAAUGCCCAACUGUAUUGCAUUACUGUUGCCUUUCACUGUCUGUUUUUGGACUCCAUAGUGUCCUUCAAGCUGUUAAGUUUAUUUGUCACUGCUGUCUUUAAUUCUGCUGGAAAGUACCAGUGUGCAAAUCUCCUUGCCUACCUGACAAAUUGGUGACGAUACAGCUUGUAUAUCCUGUCAGCUUUACCUGCAGCAGCGGAAAGGUAUGCAUGCUUAUCAGUGGUGACACUUUGUUACUAGGGUCCUGGGAAGUGAGUUUAUCGGAGAAGUAUUAGUCAAGAGGAGGGAUGGGCUCAGUAAAUACAAGUAAAAGGAAACCAUUCAUGUGGAAACUCAAGAUAAAGCUUUUGAUAUAGCAAGGUAUUGGAUAUGCUUAUUUACUUGCAUGGUUUAAGAACAAGAGCGAAUUGUAAAGGCAAAGUUUGCUUCUAAAUGAAGUUAAGGUUUUUUUAAAGCCUUUGGUAGGUAACAAAAGCUUACAAAAUAUUGUUACUUCCACAGAAAGAAAUCUUAAAACAAAUUUGGGUAACUUUCUGAUUAAACAACACUUUUGUUCUGUAACCCACCAAAAUAUAAUCUCUUGCUUGGGGUAGGCCUUCCUAUAGUUAGCAGAGGAGGCUGAGCACAUCUUAACUGUCUGCGUUUGAGGUGGCUGUCUAUUCUUGAUUUAAUGUUUGUGUAUUGUUCACUGUGUUCUUGGAUGCCUUCUAAGGUAUGCUAGAUUACUAAAGUACUGGAAUGAGCUACUGUCUCCUAUCAUCUCUCUCACACCAGGCAGGUUGCAGUUAUAUUAGAACAGAAAGCAUUGGGUCAAACAUUGAGGUAAUGCGAGGCUGAUGUUGAGCAGUCUUGCAGCUGAUUCUUCUCCCUUUUAUUACUGUGGGCUGCAAGCUGAUUGUUUUCAUUAGUCAUGAAAGAUGGGAAAAGCCAUGACCUCUGGUCUUGUGCAGAGUAGGUGUGCUGUUAGCCAACCACACAACUUUUAAGGGGCACUUAGUGGUGAGAAACCACAUAAAUCCAGGUGGGACGUGUCAGAAGAAACCGAACUUUCUGUUGCUUAGACCUCUGGAGUGGAAAGGGAAAAUGUGUGAAAGGUUUGCAUGUGCCAGUUGUAUGGAGGUGCUCCAUCUAAGUAAGGAGAGACUAAAAAAAAAUUAGCAAUGCUUUUUCCAAAGUAACUUUUCCAAUUGGUCUGAUCUGCAGAGAUUUUUUGUGAUCAGGAAACCAGUCAAUCUGGGGGGGGAGAGAGGGAAGAAGUGUUCCAAGAGAUUAUUAAAAAAACCCCAUCCCUGAAAUAAUGCUGAAAUAACUUCAGGUACUGCACCACCCUAUUUUUUGUGAUAUUGCAACUGUGUUUUUUCUAAGUUGUUUUUUUCCCUACGUAGAGAUCCAUGCAAAUCACAAGAUAAAAGAGACCAUGGAAGAGAAAUACGAAAAACCUUGUAUACAAUGCCAUAAAAUGCAGCAUGAACUGGGAAAAAAGUAUAUGUUUCUAAGCUUUUGGUAGUAGUAAUUCUUAAGUGUUACCAAAAAUUGGUAGGUGUUAAGUCCUCAGUGUGUGAAAAUUAUUUUGCUAGAUAUACUUCUUUUAACAUUUUGUAUCUUGGAUGCAGUCUGUGGUAGUUAAUAAUGCUGCUUUGUACACAAGUGCUUUGAAUAGUCUCAGCACCAAGAAUGUAUCCAGUCUUUCUUAAAUAUGACAAAGUUAGUCAUUGGUUCUGUCUCAAGCCUCUUGAUCCAUCUAUCUAAACCCCUUUAAAUACUUGCAGAAACAGGGCCAUAGCAUAGUAGGGAUAUAUUGUUAUACAUUUUUUAUUUUGUUACUGCGAAUUUUUCAGUGUUAUUUUAAAUGUGAGUCCAUUUAUGUCCCGUGAGUAAAAGAAGCUCAAUUUACAAAUAGCCUUUGUCAUCUUCCAGCACUGUCAUCCCCCCAAAAGUCCCCACGACCCUUCUUGUAUGUUGUGGAGUUUAGAUGCAUCAUUUAUCCAUUGGAGUGAAUUGUAUUUCUUUUGAACUAAAUGUUAUUGAAGCUAUUAUAAGGCCUUCUACCACUGAUUAAAUGAAGUAAUGUACCUUUCAAAGAGAUUUAUAUUGUAAAUAAUUUCAAACUGCAACAAUAAAGUUUGUUUCUAACUGCA
This is a messenger RNA of Grus americana (Whooping crane), 7871 nucleotides long. RefSeq names its product ethanolamine kinase 1 (gene ETNK1). Lineage: Eukaryota; Metazoa; Chordata; Aves; Gruiformes; Gruidae. Gene Ontology annotation, biological process: phosphatidylethanolamine biosynthetic process. The record is from RefSeq and is a predicted model, not a curated record. Gene Ontology annotation, molecular function: ethanolamine kinase activity. Gene Ontology annotation, cellular component: cytoplasm. Bases 283 to 1374 code for a protein of 363 amino acids. The transcript is spliced from 9 exons.